Molecule: messenger RNA, 1584 nt
Organism: Symbiodinium sp. CCMP2592
Lineage: Eukaryota; Dinophyceae; Suessiales; Symbiodiniaceae
Source: the annotation of a GenBank genome assembly
AUGACCAGCUGGAAAUGGAGGGCCGCAGCUUCGCGGAUGGCGCUUUUUUUCCGUCCAUCGCCGUUGCGCCAAGGCCAUCUUGCAUCGUUGCGAGCUGCGUCCACAACGUGGCAGCGGCAGGAGGUGCAAUCGGUUUUAAGCCAAGUCGCGGAGACGGGCAGUCUAGAGGAGGAGCUCUUCUGGCGGCUGAUGCCUGACGUCAGGAAAAAGGGCCUUCUGCAGGCCAAGGAGCAAACGGAGGCUACGGAGGCUACGGAGGUGCAAGCGGCGGAAGAUGCGCUGAGCGAAGAGGAGCCGGAGGCCGGGACGGGACUGCCCAGCACUGCGGAGUCGGAGGCAGAGGUGCAAGCGGCGGUUCCUGCUGCCGAGACCCUCCUCCUGGCCACGGCCGAGCUGUGCCGUGGCUUCAACUUGCGAGACCUUCCAGCUCUCGCGAAGCUUGGCGAUCGGCUGACGGCUCUUCAGGUGUCCGGAAGCGAUCUGCUCCGAGCUGGUAUGGCUUUCUCGGAUCUGGGCGUGCUGCACCCGCCCAUCGUUCAGAGCCUUGCCAAGGCUUUGCUCAGCGCCUGGCCGGAUCCCUUCUCCGCCUCCGAUGCUACGCAGCUGGCCCGAGUAUUCGCUGUGCAAAGGUUCCGCCAGGAGGAGAUCUUCGCUCGAAUCGCCGUCUGCCUCCGUGGAGGUGUGGACACCUUGUCGCCGGAGGAGGCUCUCGGCCUGCUCUACUCCCAUGCAUUUCUACGCCUUUGCCCCUCCGAACACAGCGAGAUGAGCGAGGAGCUCUGGGGCGCGCUCGAGCUGCAAGCCCUGUCCUCCGAUUCCCCGCGCCCGGAGCUCCUGCUCUCGCUCUGUGAGAUCCUCUUCCUCGCUCGACGAGACGACAACGAGGCCAACCUGGCAAAGGUCUUGGGACUGCUAGAAAGAGCUUCCGCCCAACUCCUGCAGCGCUCCCCAUGGAGACCUUCGCUUCGGCGGCGUGUGCUACUCCUCCGGAGUGCCCUGAGGUACUUACACCGCGAGGCCUACACCCAGCUGCCCAAAGCCGCGCAGCUGAUGUUCCGAAAAGCGCAUCGCAUGGAGCCUGAAGCGCCAGCCAAGCAUGUGGUCCUCUUUGUCCGAAAGCUCAGCGAAGCUUUGACAAAGCUGAAGAUUGGCCACGUGGCCCAGGCGGUUCGAGGUCCUUUCACCUUCGACAUCGUGGAGCGCGAUCGCAAGAUCAUCUACGAGUGCAAUCAUUUCGAUCGAUUCUACAUGGCCUCGACGGAGAAGAUUGCAUCCAGGUGCUUGCAGGAGCGCGUUGCGAAAGCCAUGGGCUACCGAGUGAUUCAGGUGCCGCACUGGCACUGGAACAAGAUCAAGCACCGACGUCAGCGAAUCGAGUACAUCCGCAUGUCCAGGUACUACGCUCUGAAGGACCUCCGGGAACUGGCUCCCCGCGAUGCCCCCGUGCGUGACCUGGCCGAGAACGAGCUGGACUACUUGGGCGAGUACUUCUUUAAGAAGGACAGGCCAUCGUCACCUUGGUCCUGGUUUCAGCCACGUUACGAUGCCAGCAAGCGCAUACCGGCCACGCCUGGAACGCUCUAG